GUGUCUUUCUCUGUGUACAUCGAUGUAUAUAGCCUUCCUUCCUUCCCCCCUCCAUUUGUUAACAACUCACAAGCAUUUUUGCAGUGUGUAAUGUUUGAAGGAGCUCGAUUAGAGCCGGAGCUAUAGCCUUGCAAUUUGCUUGUCAGUUUUGUCUUCUGGGCUUUGAUCGAUUGGGUGGUUGUCAGGAAAGAAAUUGAAUUAGUUGAUCGGACGGAAAAAGUUUGAGAGAUGGCCGGCGGGAGCAACAUGGAGCGGACUUUGGAGGAGACGCCCACUUGGGCUGUCGCCGCCGUGUGCUUUGUGCUGGUCGUCAUUUCCAUCUUCAUCGAACAGCUGAUCCAUCUCGCCCACAAGUGGCUGCACAAGUUGCACAAGCCAGCUCUAGUGGAAGCGCUGGAGAAAGUGAAAGCGGAGCUGAUGCUGCUGGGUUUCCUGUCGUUGCUGCUCACAGUGUUCCAAAGCCCAAUCUCGAGUAUUUGCGUCUCCGAAAGCAUUGGAGCUACCUGGCAUCCUUGCACCAAGAAACAAGAGAAAUCAGAGGAUUCAGGGGACGGCGACGAGGACCGCCGCCGCCGUCUUCUCCAGUUUCUGGAUCCUGAAGUGAGCGUUAGGCGAAUCUUAGCCACCAAAGGCGUUGACAAGUGUACAGAGAAGGGAAAAGUAGCGUUUGUGUCGGCCUAUGGUAUCCAUCAGCUGCAUAUAUUUAUCUUCGUGCUGGCAGUUUUCCACAUCCUUUACUGCAUCCUCACCUAUGCACUGGGCAGAACCAAGAUGAGAAAGUGGAGGCAAUGGGAGGAUGAAACCAAGACACUUGAGUAUCAGUACCAUAAUGACCCAGAGAGAUUUAGGUUUGCAAGGGAUACAUCUUUUGGGCGUCGCCACUUGAAACUAUGGAGCAAGUCCACAAUUCUUCUUUGGAUUGUCUGCUUCUUCAGACAGUUCUUUAGAUCAGUGACCAAGGUGGAUUACAUGACCCUGAGACAUGGGUUUAUCGCGGCACAUUUGGCACCUGGGAGUCAGAGCAGAUUCAACUUCCAGAAAUACGUCAACAGAUCACUCGAGGACGACUUCAAAGUUGUUGUAGGGAUCAGUCCGGUUCUGUGGUUUUUUGCAGUGCUGUUCCUGAUGUCGAACACACAUGGAUGGUUUGCUUAUCUCUGGCUACCCUUCAUUCCACUAAUUAUAAUCCUGGUGGUGGGAGUAAAGCUUCAAGUGAUCAUAACCCAGCUGGGACUCAGAAUUCAGGACAGAGGCGAUGUGGUUAAAGGCGCACCUGUGGUUCAACCAGGAGAUGACCUCUUCUGGUUCAGCAGCCCUCGCCUCAUUCUCUCCCUCAUCCAUUUCUGCCUCUUCCAGAAUGCAUUCCAGCUCGCCUUCUUCAUUUGGAGUGUGUACGAAUUUGGAAUCAAAACUUGCUUCCACGAGAAGACCGAGGACAUUGUCAUCCGAAUCUCCAUGGGGGUGAUGAUCCAAGUGCUGUGCAGUUACGUGACCCUGCCGCUGUACGCACUGGUCACACAAAUGGGUUCCACCAUGAGGCCAACCAUCUUCAACGACCGAGUGGCGACGGCGCUCAAGAACUGGCACCGGACGGCGAGGAGGCAGACCAGACACGGCGGCACGCCGACGUCCAGCCGGCCCCAGACGCCGAGCCACGGCAUGUCCCCUGUCCACCUCCUCCACAACUACCGGAGCAGCACGGCCCCCGACAGCCUCAUGAACUCUCCGGCGAGGAACUCCAACUUCGACGCUGAUCAGUGGGACCCGGAGGCCCUGAACUCGCCGGUCCACCAUAACUACAGCAGCCACGGCGGCAGUGGAAGCGGCGCCGGCGGGCACCGGGAGUACUCCGAGGAUCAGUUCCAGCACAACAUGAGUUUGAGGCAGCCGAAGCAGCAGCAGGCGGCGGAGGAGGAGGGGGACGAGGAUGUGGUGGUGGCGGUGAGGAAUAUAGAGCAGGUGGUGGUGGCGGCGGAGGAGAUGCGGCUGCCGCCGGGGCCCGGAUCGAUCAGGACGCAGCAUGAGAUGAACAUUGGGUUGUCGGAUUUCACGUUCAGGAAAGGGUAGAGAGAUUAGUGCUGCUUGUUCAAAUCUUUUUGUUAUUUUGUUCUUUGGCGUUGGGGAUCGGAUUUUCUCAUUUUUUCGGUUUGCAGUUGGAGGGGGAAGGUACAUUCUGUUGUACAUGAUGAUAGAAUCGAAAGCAUGUGAUGUAUAGAAUUGUUGUACCGAAGAAGUAAGAGCAAGGAAGAAACCCAGGCACAUUUUCUCUUUUUAGCUUUCAAACUGGCG
This is a messenger RNA of Linum tenue, 2289 nucleotides long. NCBI's taxonomy places the organism in Eukaryota, Viridiplantae, Streptophyta, Magnoliopsida, Malpighiales, Linaceae. The record is from the annotation of a GenBank genome assembly.